CUUUGAGCUCGUGUGUGUGACACGAGAGUAAACUAACACACACACACGUACACACACACACACACACACACACACAUCUUCAGUUGUUCACAAUGCGGCUUCUGAGAGCAGCAUCAUCUUUGGCGCGUCUGCACCGGCCAGGACACAGCACUUUACAGCAGGUGUUGAUCAGCUGUCGCUCCUGCUCAAAUGGCAUCACACCGAACGAGCGGAUCCGGAACAUCGGCAUCUCAGCGCACAUUGACUCCGGGAAGACCACGCUGACCGAGAGAGUGCUGUACUACACCGGCAGAAUAGCGGAGAUGCAUGAGGUGAGGGGUAAGGAUGGGGUGGGAGCGAUCAUGGACUCUAUGGAGCUGGAGAGACAGAGAGGAAUCACCAUCCAGUCCGCUGCCACUUACACCAUGUGGAAAAACCACAACAUCAACAUCAUCGACACACCAGGUCAUGUGGACUUUACCAUCGAGGUGGAGCGAUCUCUGCGUGUGCUGGACGGGGCGGUGCUGGUUCUGUGUGCGGUCGGAGGAGUUCAGUGUCAGACGGUGACUGUGAACAGACAGAUGAAGCGAUAUAGCGUUCCCUUCCUCACUUUCAUCAACAAACUGGACCGACUGGGAGCCAAUCCCAACAGAGCACUGCAGCAGCUCAGGACUAAACUGAAUCAGAAUGCAGCGUUUGUGAACAUCCCCAUCGGGCUGGAGGGGAAUCUGCGCGGGAUCAUUGACCUGAUCGAGGAGCGCAGCAUCGUCUUUGAUGGCCCGUUCGGUGAGAGUGUGCGCUAUGAGGACAUCCCGCCAGAGAUGCGCAGUGAAGCCGCAGACCGCCGGCAGGAGCUAGUGGAGUGUGUCGCUAAUGCUGACGAGACGCUGGGAGAGAUGUUUCUGGAGGAGAGAGUUCCCACUGUCCUCGACCUCAAGGCUGCAGUGCGAAGAGCAACAGUCAAGCGCUCCUUCAGUCCUGUGCUGGUGGGCAGCGCUCUGAAGAAUAAAGGAGUUCAGCCGCUGCUGGACGCGGUGCUGGAGUAUCUGCCAAACCCCACCGAGGUGCAGAACUACGCCAUACUCAACGAGGAGGGAGAGAGUGAAGGAUCAAAGAUUCUGAUGGACUCCACUAGAGAUGACACACAGCCGUUCGUGGGUCUGGCCUUCAAACUAGAGGCGGGGCGUUUCGGUCAGCUGACGUACGUGCGUGUGUAUCAGGGCUGUCUGAGGAAAACCGACUACAUCCACAACUCGCGCACGGGGAGGAGGGUUCGAGUGCAGAGACUGGUGCGCCUGCACGCUGACCAGAUGGAGGAUGUGGAGGUGGCGUAUGCUGGAGAUAUCUGUGCGCUGUUUGGCAUCGACUGCGCCAGCGGAGACACCUUCACUGCCCGCAACAAUGCCAACCUCUCCAUGGAGUCCAUUCAUGUUCCUGAGCCGGUGAUCUCCAUGGCCAUUCGGCCCUCAAACAAGAAUGACACUGAUAAGCUGUCGAAGGGCAUCAGCCGCUUCACCAGGGAAGACCCCACGUUUCGGGUUCAUUUCGACACGGAGAGCAAAGAGACCAUCAUCUCCGGCAUGGGGGAGCUGCAUCUGGAGAUCUACUCUCAGAGGAUGGAAAGGGAAUACAGCUGUCCGUGUGUGAUGGGCAAACCCAAGGUGGCCUUCAGAGAGACGCUGACCAGCGCUGUGCCGUUCGAGUACACUCAUAAAAAGCAGUCUGGAGGAUCAGGACAAUAUGGAAAGGUUAUUGGGGUCCUGGAGCCGCUGGAUUCUGAGAAUUACACCAAGGUGGAGUUCAGUGACGAAACUGUCGGGACAAACAUCCCCAAACAGUUUGUGCCCGCAGUGGAGAAGGGCUUUCGAGAUGCGUGUGAGAAGGGUCCUCUGAUUGGACACAAGAUCUCGGGCGUUCGCUUUGUGCUGGAGGACGGAGCACAUCACAUGGUGGACUCUAAUGAGAUCUCCUUCAUCCGGGCUGGAGAGGGCGCUGUCAAACAGGCGCUGGAGAAGGCCACUGUUGUGAUCCUGGAGCCGGUCAUGUCUGUGGAGAUCGUCGCUCCGAAUGAGUUUCAGGGUGCAGUUAUUGCAGGAGUCAACCGCCGACACGGAGUGAUCUCGGGACAGGACGGAGCAGACGGAUACUUCACACUAUACGCUGACAUCCCCUUAAAUGACAUGUUUGGAUACGCAACAGAGCUGCGCUCCUGCACUGAGGGUAAAGGCGAGUACACGAUGGAGUACAGCAGAUAUCAGCCCUGUGCGGCGUCUGUGCAGGAAGAUCUGGUCAACAAACACUUGGAGGCCACAGGACAGCUGCCGGCCAAGAAGAGCAAGUGGAAAAACUGAAGAGAAACGCACUCUGAGUUCAGAUCAAGCAGAUCCGUCGAGGACUGUGAACGUUAUUAACAAGCUAAGAGACGUCCAAACUGAGGUCACGCUGAUUGUUCAGGUUUGCUGGAGCACUGUAAAUGUCUUUGUACAGCCAAUGUUUACAAAUGUGGUAAUAAUUAUAAAAAGAGGAUCUGUUUUA
Molecule: messenger RNA, 2514 nt
Organism: Danio rerio (zebrafish)
Lineage: Eukaryota; Metazoa; Chordata; Actinopteri; Cypriniformes; Danionidae
Gene: gfm1
Product: G elongation factor, mitochondrial 1
Biological process (GO): mitochondrial translational elongation; translational elongation
Cellular component (GO): mitochondrial matrix; mitochondrion
Molecular function (GO): translation elongation factor activity; GTPase activity; GTP binding
Source: RefSeq, marked provisional